This is a messenger RNA of Motacilla alba alba, 2333 nucleotides long. It is a transcript of the gene NMRAL1, whose product is annotated as NmrA like redox sensor 1. Lineage: Eukaryota; Metazoa; Chordata; Aves; Passeriformes; Motacillidae. The transcript is spliced from 6 exons. The coding region runs from base 189 to 1079 and encodes 296 amino acids. The record is from RefSeq and is a predicted model, not a curated record.
GUGGCCGAGCGCAGUCGGGUGAAGCCGAACACAAUCGGGUCACGCCGAACAGACGAACGCGCGCAGCUCCAGCUCAGCCGUCUGGAGCCGAACCGAGCCGGGCGGAGCCGAUUGGACGCGAACGCAGCCGGGCAUAGCCGAUUGAAGCCGAUUGGAGCCGAGAGCCCCGGGACCGCCCGCGCUGCUGCAUGGCCGGGAAGAAGCUGAUCGUGGUGUUCGGGGCCACCGGGGCCCAGGGGGGCGGCGUGGCCCGGGCGCUGCUGGACGAUGGGACCUUCAAGGUGCGCGCGGUGACGCGGAGCCCCAGGAAGAAGGAGGCGGAGGAGCUGAGGCGCAGCGGAGCCGAGGUGGUGAAGGCAGAUCAGGACGAUGAGGCAUCGCUGGAGCGGGCCUUGGCGGGUGCCUACGGAGCCUUUAUUGUCACCAACUUCUGGGAACACUGCAGCAAGGAGAAGGAAAUCGAGCAGGGACAGCGUCUCGCUGACCUGUCCAAGCGCCAGGGUCUGCGCCACGUCGUGUUCAGCGGCCUGGAGAAUGUGCACCAGCUGACGGGGGGCCGGCUGGAGGUGCUGCACUUUGAUGGCAAAGGCGUGGUGGAGGAGUACUUCCAGAAAAUCGGGGUUCCCACCACCAUCAUCCGCCUGCCGUUCUACUUUGAGAACUUCCUCUCCAUCUUCAAGCCACAGAAGGCCCCGCAGGGAGACACCUUUGUCCUGGAGCUGCCCAUGGGGGACACUCCCAUGGAUGGGAUGGCUGUGGAGGACCUUGGGCCCGUUGUACUUUGCCUGCUGAAGUCCCCAGGGGAGUACAUUGGCCAAGUGAUAGGACUCAGCACGGGCAAGCUCACCGAGGCAGAGUAUGCUGCCAUCCUCUCCCAGCAGACGGGCAAGACUGUGACAGCCAGCAAGAUCUCCCCUGAGGAGUACGAGAAGCGAGACUUCCCUGGGGCCCAGGAGUUGGCUGCCAUGUUCCGUUUCUACGCCCUAAAGCCAGACCGCAACGUGGCCCUGACCAUGAAGCUCAACCCCAAGGCCCGCACCUUCCAGCAGUGGGUGGGGGACAACAAGAAUGCCUUCUGAGCCUCCCCUCCCUCCUCUUCCUCACUGGGUUCUGCAGCAGGCAGGGGGACCUGGCUGAGGAGGGGAGGUGCCCUGAGCCAUGCUGCCUUCCCAGCAGUGCCCCAGGGACAGGCUGCUCCUGCCCCAGCUGGGGAGAGCUCAGCCCACUUGCUGCUCCAUGUGUGGGCUCCUGCAGGGUGUUGGGACUAUUUAGGCAGCUAGAACAAGAGGAAGGGCUGGACAGCACAGGCAGAGGGGUGGCAGAAGCGCUCCCUCUGUCCUCAGGGAGAUGUUGCUUUAGUCAUCGUGGGUGUUCUAGGGUGGUGGGGGCUUGUUUUCCCAGGAUCACCUCCUUUCCCAGGCAGCUCUGAGCAUAUGGCACCACGUGGUAGGCUGAAGGUGUGUACCCAAAGGCACUGCCUUUGGGGCAGGUGUCCAUGGCCAGGGCUGCUGCAGGCUCCUGAGCAAACAGAAGACACCGAUUUCUCCAUGGAUCUGGUUUGGGCCCUGCAGGUGAGCUCUGGAGAGAUGGAGGCUUAGUGUCACCCCAGCAAGCAGGGACUGCAGUGACUUCCUGUGAGUGUAGCACAAAAGCUGAGCCUGCUUCCUCAUCAUACAGCUCUGGCCCUGCUCCUUGGGCUCCUGGGCUAAUUUCAAUCACUGUCCCCAGGAGCUGAGAUAAAACUCAACUUUUUCUAGACUGUCCACGGUUCAGUGGAAAAGCCCCUUGCCCCUCACAUGCCUGAAGUACUGCUCAGAUAGGGCAGCUUUGUGUUUAAAGUCAAUCCCAGCCUCCAGCAAUGCUUGAGCCAUCCAACCCUGUCCCCUCCUUGUCCCAGAGACCUUCAUUCUUGUCAGGAGGGGAGGGAAAGGAGGUGACAGAGCAGGUGGAAGAGUAGACAAGGCAGCAAGGCACAGCACAUGUUAAAUAUCUUUAUGAAGUCCAUCUUAUUUACAUGGGUACAGAAUCACUUUACAGAAGUUUAAUCAGGAGGCAACGCGUGCUUUAUUUCAGCAAAUUAAGAAGGGCAAGACUACAGCACGUCCCUGUUUAACUGGUGUUGAACUGAUUAGUAUGUGGCUGAUGGUACCUGCACAGUAUCACAAACACAGCAGGCUACAGUAACCAUGGAAUACUCACUGCAAGAGCUCAGCUCCAUCUGGAAGGAGUGAUCCACCUCACUUGCACUCUCACACAAGUAAAACAACGAUGCUUUGACCAAUCCUUUACGCUACGGGUGUUGCACUAAAGUAAUAAAAGAUUUUUGUCCCCAA